Molecule: messenger RNA, 1032 nt
Organism: Rhodofomes roseus
Lineage: Eukaryota; Fungi; Basidiomycota; Agaricomycetes; Polyporales; Fomitopsidaceae
Exons: 1
Coding region: 146-829 (227 amino acids)
Source: RefSeq, a predicted model, not a curated record
UCGGUCGUCGUCCGAAUCUGCCCCUCUACGCUCCGCUCGCUUGCCCCGCCAGAGACGCACAUCUGGUCGUCGCCCUUCAGCUCCUCGUCGUCCACCGCCCGUCGAACUCGUGCCAGAAGAGCCCAUUCUUCCUCGCGCAAGCCGCAUGCGCGCCGCAAAGACGCUACAAACAUACCUCGAGCACGAGUCCUCGGUCGAGAGCGAGGGCAAUGCAACGGAUGACGAAUUCGUGCCGUCACCCAUUCAGACCACUCGUAGGUCGCGGUAUCAGCCUUACCCUCGUUCGCCCGCGUCUGUUGCCCCCGUCGCACGCUUGCCUCAGCAAGCGCGCCACUCUCCUGCGCCCUCAGACUUCUCGGAGUCCAGCUUGUCGUCGGUCCCGUCCUCUGGUCCGCAGCGCCGUGGCGGAGCGCCCCGCGCUCGAAACCGGCAGAUUAGGAUCAGCGACGAAGAGUUCCGCCUCGCGGAGCAGCGAUUCCUGAGCAGCACGUCGAGGGAAUGCCCGGUUGGCUGCUCGUACGUGCAGAGGAAGCGACGGGUGCCAGACAUGCGACGACAUAUGGAGUCCCACCGGUACAACGUUAGCCACGAGAAGUGGGUCUGCUGCGGUGUCCCAGAAGAGGAUGUAUGGAAGUACAAAAUCAAGAAUCUGGACACGGCGCCGAGGACAACGUUCAAGAGCAGCACGAUGGUGGGCGGAUGCUUCAAGGGCUUCAGCAGGCGUGACGCGUUGCUCAGGCACGUGAAGAACAAGAACAACCAGUGCGUGGGUGAGGGUGGCCUGUUACAUUUACUCGGCAUACCGAAGGAGGAGGAGGAGGAGGAGUAGUAGCAGUACUGUGGAUUAUAGGGCGAUCAGGCCCUGGGCUAUCUUCGCAUCGUCUCCAUCUUCUGGACUAUUCUACCUGUCAUCGUCUGCGUCAGAUACCUGUAUUAGCCUGUGUACCCAUAGACGUGUUCAUCUCACUUAAUUGGCCUGUUAUGAGCCGGACUGUUCCUGGCAGUACGUCCGGUUGCGAUGUUACGAAUAGU